This is a messenger RNA of Emys orbicularis (European pond turtle), 918 nucleotides long. Its product is annotated as putative mitochondrial transporter UCP3. The transcript is spliced from 6 exons. Lineage: Eukaryota; Metazoa; Chordata; Testudines; Emydidae. The coding region runs from base 1 to 918 and encodes 305 amino acids. Gene Ontology annotation, molecular function: oxidative phosphorylation uncoupler activity. Gene Ontology annotation, biological process: adaptive thermogenesis; response to cold; mitochondrial transmembrane transport. The record is from RefSeq and is a predicted model, not a curated record.
AUGGUCGGACUGAAGCCCACUGACAUCCCUCCAACUGCUACUGUUAAGUUCCUGGGUGCUGGGAUGGCAGCAUGCAUAGCAGAUCUCUGCACCUUCCCUCUGGACACGGCGAAAGUCAGACUGCAGAUCCAGGGAGAGUCCAAGCCUACCAAGAGCGUGAAGACCAUCCACUAUAAGGGCGUCUUUGGCACAAUCACCACCAUGGUGAAGACGGAAGGUCCCACGAGCCUGUACAAUGGCCUGGUGGCUGGGCUCCAGCGUCAGAUGAGCUUCGCUUCCAUUCGUAUCGGGCUGUACGACUCCAUGAAACAAUUCUACACCUCCACGGGAUCGGAGAAUGCCGGCAUUCUCACCCGGUUGCUGGCGGGCUGCACCACCGGAGCCAUGGCAGUCACGUGUGCCCAGCCGACCGACGUGGUCAAGGUGCGAUUCCAAGCCCACGUGAGGCUGACGGAUGGAACCAAGAAAUACAAUGGGACUGUGGAUGCCUACAAAACCAUCGCCAAGGAGGAAGGGGUCAGAGGCCUCUGGAAAGGGACGUUACCCAACAUCACCCGCAACGCCAUCGUGAACUGCGGAGAGAUGGUUACCUAUGACCUCCUCAAGGAGAUGCUGCUGAAAUAUCAUCUAAUGACAGACACUUUUCCUUGCCAUUUUGUCGCUGCUUUCGGAGCUGGGUUCUGCGCCACUGUGGUGGCUUCGCCCGUCGACGUCGUGAAGACGAGAUACAUGAAUUCCACCCGUGGCCAGUACAAAAAUGCCUUGAACUGUAUGCUCACCAUGGUGAUCCUGGAAGGACCCACAGCGUUUUACAAGGGGUUCAUGCCCUCGUUCCUGCGGUUGGGAUCCUGGAACGUGGUGAUGUUUGUGACCUACGAGCAGCUGAAACGCGCCGUGAUGCUGGCCCAUGAGACGUAG